This is a messenger RNA of Pecten maximus, 930 nucleotides long. RefSeq names its product baculoviral IAP repeat-containing protein 2-like. Gene Ontology annotation, cellular component: cytoplasm; nucleus. The record is from RefSeq and is a predicted model, not a curated record. The transcript has 9 exons. Lineage: Eukaryota; Metazoa; Mollusca; Bivalvia; Pectinida; Pectinidae. The coding region runs from base 123 to 866 and encodes 247 amino acids.
GUCUGCACGACAGCUAUAGUCUAUCCGACCAAUAAUUGCUGUGCUGUUAAAGCUAGAUAGGGAGAUAACUCCCACAAGGUGAACACAAAACAGUGAAAUAUACUGCACAGGGAAGAGGAAUAAUGUUUGAAGGAUCAGAAGAUAUCGUAAGAUGUUUCUGUUGUGGCAUCGAGCUUGCAGAAUGGAAUCCCGAUGAGGACCCCUGGGUAGAGCACGCCCGUCAUAGUCCUGAAUGUCAAUACCUUAAAGACCAGAAAGGUCAAGAUUACAUCAACAACAUUAAGGCACAAUGGGCAGAGAUUUACACGCCAAAACAUCCCGCCUAUACACAAGUCUAUAAAAGACGUAGGACAUUUCGACACGAGAAUUGGCCCAGAAAUAUUGUAAUCCAGUCUAAUGAUCAACCCGCAGCGGCUGGUUUCUUUUAUGCAGGAGUGGGUAACACUGUUAGGUGUCACUACUGUGAUAGAAGCCUUAGAGACUGGGAACCUGCAGAUGAUCCCUGGGUAGAACAUGCCCGAUGGUUUCCGUUUUGCAAUUUUGUGUUGAAAAUGAAAGGCUCUGGAAAAAUACUACCGCGACCCGUCGUUCCAUCAGUAGAACCACACUUCAACGAACGUCAGAGGGAUUUUACCCAAAGACACAAUGGCGACGGCGGUAGGAGGACGUUGGAACCUGGUGAUGUGAAUACUGGAAGUGAACCACAAGUGCCCGUCCCGCCUACUUCUCUCACCCCAGCAGCCCCACUCGUCCAGGCGCUUGAUGACGGAGAUUCCAUACCUCCCCCUGGAAAUACCUGGACCGAAAAUGACCAGGAAAUCAACCUCCAAGACUACGUGAGGGUCAAACUCAACCCGCCACAUUAAAUACAACAGACUUACAACUCUUUUGUGACAUAAUCUGAAAUAAAAGUAUGUUUGUUGUCAUCUA